This is a messenger RNA of Rotaria sp. Silwood2, 750 nucleotides long. Lineage: Eukaryota; Metazoa; Rotifera; Eurotatoria; Philodinida; Philodinidae. The record is from the annotation of a GenBank genome assembly.
AUGUGGCAUCCUGAUGAUUUUGUGUUUGAACCUGGUCAAACACCAUUGACAUCAUUAAAGUUUCUUGUGUUUAUUUCGAUCGUUCAUUUAGCUUUGACAUUUGCUUUAGAAAUCUUUAUGAAUAAUCGCAAUAAACCAAUAAACGUGCGUCGUAUUCAACGUUACAAUAAUUUACUAAUCGGCAUAUUUUCAGCGUUAAUUUUUGUAUUAAUUAAUACAAUUGCAUAUCGAGAUGGUCGAUUUGUUUCUUUGGAUCGAUUAAUAUGUCAUCGACCAACUCCAAAAGGUGCAUAUGCUCUACUCUGGUAUAUUUUCUAUUUAAGUAAAUUAUGGGAAUUUAUAGAUAUUUACUUAGUCAUUUUAAAUAAAACUCCCGUACUUAUGCAUUUUCGUUGGCAUCAUCAAACAACACCAUCAGUAGUAUUAGCUGGUUUACUUGGUGAUGUUUCAUAUGAAUGGCCAACAAUCGUUUCUAAUUCACUUUUACAUACAUUUAUGUAUCCACAUUUUGCUGAUGUUUGGAAUGUUUCUAAGAUUCUUUUGGUGUUAGGUGCUUCUCAAUUAAUCAUUGGCCUCGGUUGUAGUGUCUAUGGAUUAUUAGUUGGCUGUAGUGGAUCAUUUUAUGCUCAAAUAUGGGGUAUUGUCAUGUAUAUCACUUAUGCUAUAGGUUAUCUUAAUGAAUAUUUUCAUAUAGUUGAUCGAUUCAAACUUUUAACUUCAACUUAUUGUCGUUCUUCAAAAACGCUUUAA